AAAAGAGCCUGCAGCCGCGUUCAAAAACCCUAGCUACGUUGCAGGGGCUGAGCGUUUAGGAGCGAUAGUUCACAUCUCCGCGGCCUCUUCUUGCUGCAUCGACGAUGAAGUUCAACAUUGCGAAUCCGACCACUGGCUGCCAGAAGAAGCUCGAGAUUGACGAUGACCAGAAGCUCCGGGCAUUUUUUGACAAGAGGAUCUCCCAGGAGGUCAAUGGAGACGCAUUGGGUGAGGAGUUCAAGGGCUAUGUGUUCAAGAUUAUGGGAGGCUGUGACAAGCAAGGUUUCCCCAUGAAGCAGGGUGUGUUAACUCCUGGUAGGGUGAGACUCUUGCUGCACAGAGGCACACCGUGCUUCCGUGGCUAUGGGAGGAGAAAUGGAGAGCGAAGGAGAAAAUCUGUUCGCGGCUGUAUUGUUAGCCCCGACCUGUCUGUUUUGAACUUGGUGAUUGUCAAAAAGGGUGAGAACGAUCUCCCUGGACUAACCGAUACCGAGAAGCCUAGGAUGAGAGGUCCGAAACGAGCUUCCAAGAUCCGCAAGCUCUUCAACCUCUCUAAGGAGGAUGAUGUGAGAAAGUAUGUCAACACAUACCGCCGAACAUUCACCACCAAAUCCGGCAAGAAAGUAAGCAAGGCUCCUAAGAUUCAAAGGCUGGUGACUCCCCUGACACUGCAGAGGAAACGAGCAAGAAUCGCCGACAAGAAGAAGAGAAUCGCGAAAGCUAAGUCGGAGGCAGCCGAGUACCAGAAACUCCUCGCUAGCCGAUUGAAGGAACAAAGGGACAAGCGCAGCGAGAGCCUGGCUAAGAGAAGAUCCAAACUCUCCGCAGCCUCGAAACCAUCCGUCGCCACCGCGUAAGCCCAUUUCAUGAUUAUCCUCAACACUCGGCAUUGUUUUUUCCCUAUUUCUGCCUAAAAUGAGUUUUUAGAUCGAAUGCUACUUUUAAGUGUUGAAUCCUUAGAUUUACAUUAUGACAGUCGACAUUUAUAUUAUGAAACUUUCCUAUGCUUUA
This is a messenger RNA of Andrographis paniculata, 1011 nucleotides long. Its product is annotated as 40S ribosomal protein S6. Gene Ontology annotation, biological process: translation. The transcript has 6 exons. The record is from RefSeq and is a predicted model, not a curated record. Gene Ontology annotation, molecular function: structural constituent of ribosome. Lineage: Eukaryota; Viridiplantae; Streptophyta; Magnoliopsida; Lamiales; Acanthaceae. Bases 105 to 857 code for a protein of 250 amino acids. Gene Ontology annotation, cellular component: ribosome.